UCCAGCGUUCGCUUUCACUGGCCUUGUUCUUUGGCGAGUGAGUGCAGUAGUGUGCAGACCUUGCCCAGCAGCACUAUCGUCGAACUAGUCUUAGUGAUGACACUGUCUGCGGCUGGAAUAAUGCUGCAACUGGCCUCUGCAAGUGGCUAGAUGUGUCUUGUUGCUGCAGCUCCCAUUUAUAUUCGAGUCUGAUAUAUGUCCGUGAAUUUCCUCCUCCAAAUUCCUCGUUUCCAGUGUUUUUCUCUUCUCCAUAAGUCUUAUUUCUCCAUUUUUUUCUUUUUUCCCCGUGCUUGGCUCUCCUGCUGCUGUUCCUAGUUGCAUGCCUUCUCAGAUUUGUGAUGAUGAUGAUGCUAGCGCCGCUCUGAACUGAAGUCCAGAAGCUCGUCCAGCGUCCUUGACAGCACUAACAGCAUUAACAGUUGUUCAGCUUGCGCAGGCACAGGCACGUCCGUCCGUCCGGUUGAGUGUGAGUUGUGAGGAGCAAACGACCAAUUGCAACGGAGAGAAGGGGUCCCCUCCUCUCCUGGUAGCUGUAGCCUGGUGUGCGGGCAAACGGCGAAACUUGCGCUGCGCGCGAUCUGGGGGCUAUUGUGAUAUCAUUGUGCUUUUAGUUGUGAAGCAAGACGUAAGCGAGGAAGUGAUAAGAUUAUCAGUCCAAGGCCUACUGCUAUGCUGUUGGAGUUGGACUUACGGAGUCCGAGGAUGAUUUUCUUGGGUAAAGGGAGGGGAAACAGAUCUGUCAGGGAUGAACUUACUUCCGUGGGGCACAGGAAGUGAAGUGGUGAGAGGAAACUCCGCUCGGCAGCAGUAAUUUCUCAACAAGGCAGCAGGUCCCGGAAGAACUUGUCCAACGCUCGCUGAUAUGCUGUAGCAGAAUGAUAUCACUGAUCACAUUUGUGGAGCUGAGAAGUAUGGAGGGCCACAAACGACCCCGCAACGGUACCAGUGGCGCAAAUUUCAUGGAUGAUGAAGAGCGUGGUCGAAGCAGCAACAGCAAUAAUACGCUAGUGGGAAUCCGCUCUGAGAUUCUCAAGGAAGAAGGUGGAGUUCCAGGUGAUUAUUGCUACGCAGAUGUUCCAGAAGUGGAUGGAAUCCGCCUCAAGCAGCAGCAGCAGCAGCAGCAGCAGCAACAAGAACAUGACAGCAGUAAAAGUUUUCCAGACUAUGGACACAUGCUCGGACCGGUUUCUACGAUGAGCAGCGAGUAUAGAAGGCUGGGCCAAUGGAAUAGUGAGUCGCUUUCUUCUGACUACCCGGAAAAGUAUAAACGACUUGGGGGCGGUGUUCCAGAGGCCGGGCUGGACGAAAGAAGAGUUCGUAGCAGGCCCGAAGCUUCAGUCCUGUCAAAUCUUCUGGGGCGGCGUGACGAUCAAACCGAGCUCCACAUGAACAUAUCUGCUCGGACUUUGAGGCCCUCGGGAGGUAAGGAUCGGCACAGCAAGGUCUUCACGGCCAAAGGGCCGAGGGACCGGAGAGUUCGGCUGUCCGUUUCCACAGCCAUCCAGUUUUACGACGUCCAGGACAGGCUCGGCUACGACCAACCAAGCAAGGCCGUGGAAUGGUUGAUGAAAAAGGCCAAGAAUGCCAUCGACGAGCUGUCGCAGAUACCACUCCCCGGAAUCGACAGGCUCACGCUUCCUAGCUCGUCUUACAACACCGCUCUCGGGUUCGGAUACUCCGGGUCGGGGGCACUUUCGGCUUCUAACGAAAGUGGUGGUGGCCACUUCUCGUUAGAGAGAGGAGGAGCAUCGUUUAGCUCAGGCUCGGACAUGCAACUAAAGGGAGUUAUACAGCAGGCGAGCCUUGUUAGCGAUCAGGAGCUGGAGAACCAGAGCCCCGAGCUCAAGGUGUGCUCGAGCUCCGCCCGCGACCAUCAAGCCGUUGACGAGAGCGACGCAUUUCCGAGACAGAGACCCGGUGAGGACCUUGGAGCGGACAUAACCAUGUCAGUUGGAGAAGGCAGCUCAACAAGAACAGGCCGGGAAGUUGGAGCUCAUGCAAGUAUAGCUCCUUUCAAUUCUGGUCAUAUCUCUGCACACACUGCCAUGCCGGCCACAAGUUGCCAGUUGCAGCAGCAGCAGCGAGACUGGAAGAACUUUCUGCAUCCGAGCAGCUAUAGUCUGUACGAAGAUCCGUGCUCAAGUUUGGUUCACACUGAUCAUCGGCAGCAUCAUCAUCACCAUCACGACCAGCAACAGCAGCAUCACCAGCAAAGACUGGAACUAUUUCAAACUCCGGUCGGGCCAGCGGUGCAGUACCAGCAGCAGCAGAACCACCAGCAGACGUCGCUCAUCACGGUCCAGCAGAAUUACUUGCAGCAACAGGAGUUUCUCCACAACUCGAGCUUGCUCCCGUUCGUCACUACCGCCAGCGCUCAGGGAAACUCAACAGGAUCAAACGCAAAGCCAGCUCUGGAUCAAUUCCAUUCUUUGAAGAUAGCCUCUCCAGCAGCGAUAAGUCCAACAGAGAAGCCGAGAAGCGUGCCCUCUACAGCACUGAGAUUUCCCAGCAGCUUUCUCGCCUCACCAUUAGUUUCGUCGUCUUCGUCACCGAAUCCCGAGCGCUUUGUUUCUCCAAAGCUCCAGCAGCAGCAGCAGCAACAGGAACCACAUCCAUCGCUGCAGUUUGAUUCGUCGCAAGCGUUCCCAGCGAAAUUCCAAGGCCCGGAAGAACAGCUACGAAGAGGGAGCAAGAGAAGAGACUAGACGUCCAUGUAUAUGAUUAUCUUAAAGAAUAAAUUGCUAUUAGCAAAUUUAGGGCUCCUGGAGAUUGUAUCUUGCCAAGGGGAAAGGGAAAAUGCGGAAGGAUCUAAAGGAGCAGCUGCGAGAUUAUCAGCUCCAAUCUGCCAAUCGCUGGGCAUCCAUCUCAUUUUUCUCUUCCACAUCUAACAUUUCUUCCAGGUGAGGCUCCCCAUUUUGAUUGAGUGAUAAAAUCUCCAACUAUUAACAGCCCUGGGAAGCUACCACUGAAAUUUUUCCUCUUCUUGUGCUGUAAAUUUCUUGUGUUGUGUGUUGUAGCUCUGUGCUGUGGGUAUGUGAGAAUCUCUGGAGCUUUUGGAGGUCUGGGCAUUUUAUUUCUACUCCUGUUCUUCACACACUCGCCUGGCAAAAGAAAAACUACAAGGAUGCUUCCUCUGUAAAGUUUGGAACAGUCGGCAAAAAUGAUAAGUAAAAUCAGAUGAUCAUGACAAA
Molecule: messenger RNA, 3191 nt
Organism: Selaginella moellendorffii
Lineage: Eukaryota; Viridiplantae; Streptophyta; Lycopodiopsida; Selaginellales; Selaginellaceae
Exons: 3
Coding region: 876-2705 (609 amino acids)
Cellular component (GO): nucleus
Molecular function (GO): DNA-binding transcription factor activity; sequence-specific DNA binding
Source: RefSeq, a predicted model, not a curated record